AAUGAAGAUGAAGAGAGCAUCUCUAGAAGAAGUUUGAAGAAGAAGAACACAUGGUAACAAGAAGAAUAAAAUCGACCCCACAUUCCAACUCCAAGUAGGCCAUUUAAAAGGCCAAAAGGAAUAAAAAGAAGGAAGUUUAAUCCUUCAACUAAAAUCAAUAAAAUAAUUCAGGAAGAAAAAGUCUGCGGUGAAUGGAAUGGAACGGAAACGGAAGGGAAUAGGCGAAAUCUGGGUGGUGGGUUUCACGCAAGCGCAUCGAUAGAGCUGGAGAGGCGCCUAGAGCAGCAUCUUGUGAUCUUCGCUCUCCAUUUCGUUUGCUGCAUUUCUGGUGCCACUUCUAUUGCUUGCUUCUGGGUUUGAUCCGAUCAGUGUUCAUGGGUCAUGAAUCUUCUCUAUGCUAGUUAUUUAUAUAGCUUCUCGGGGAUCAGUAAUGCAGGGAAGUUUGUCUACUGUUUGACGUUGUUACUCCAUUGUAAGAACAAGUUACGCAGGUGCAAAAUGGGGGUAUCAUUAAUUAAAGUGCUUCUUAGACGUAUUUCAUCAUUUCUUCAACUUUCAUCUUCUGACUAUGUAAAUUUACAACCAACUCUGAAGUACUACCAUAUAAUAGAAGGGGUCUUGAAGCUACUGAGGCCAAUACUGGAUGCAGUUGUUGAUUCAGAUAUUGCUUCCGAUGAAGAGCUUACUAAGGCAUUUGAACAACUUGAUCAUUCAGUGGAUGAACUAAGGAUGCUCUUUGAAAAUUGGCAACUAUUGUCGAGUAAAGUAUAUUUUGUACUGCAAAGUGAAGCACUAAUAUCAAAAAUUGGAAAAUCUAGCCUCGAUAUAUUCCAGCUUCUUCAGUCUUCAAAUGAAAAUCUCCCGGAGGAAUUGAGUUCAACAUCUCUUGAGCACUGCGUCCAAAAAGUUAAUCAUAUUGGAAAGGAACAAAUAUCUUCCAUUAUCAAAGAUACCAUAAGGAAUCAAAUAGAGGGUAUCGGACCCAGCUCAGAUGUCUUGGUGAAACUUGCGGAUUCCCUGAGCUUGAGAUCAAACCAGGAGAUUUUAAUCGAGGCCGUGGCCCUUGAAAAGUUGAAAGAGAAUGCAGAACAAGCUGAAAAUACUGGAGAAGCUGAGGACAUUGAUCAAAUGGUUGCUCUUGUAACCCGCAUGCAUGAACGACUUAUAACAAUAAAGCAGUCCCAAAGUUCUAGUCCUGUAUCAAUACCUGCUGAUUUCUGCUGUCCUCUUUCUCUCGAACUAAUGACAGAUCCAGUUAUCGUCGCAUCAGGGCAGACCUAUGAGCGGGUUUUUAUAAAAAACUGGAUUGAUCUGGGGCUCAAUGUUUGUCCAAAGACUAGACAGACAUUGGCUCACACCAAUCUUAUACCUAAUUUCACUGUUAAGGCUCUAAUUGAAAACUGGUGUGAGACGAACAAUGUGAAAUUGUCUGACCCCGCAAGGUCAGUGAACUUGAACCAGCUCUCACCCCUACUCGUUGGGAACUUUGAUUCUGAUGCACAUCGAGAACCCAUUUUUCCUCGUUCCCCUGGCUACCAACUGAUGUCUCCUCAAUCAACCAGGUCUGCAGGUUCAGGAAAGAACUUGAACUCACUUGGUGGAACUCAUAGAGAUGGAAAUUCUUCUUUGCUCUCCCAUUCUUUCUCUGAGGAUUCCUUGUCAAAUGAUGCUGGAGAUGAAAGAGGGAUUGAUUUUAGUAGACUAAGGCUUACAAGUUCAGAAGAUCGACCAGGCAAAUUGGAAGAGAAUGGUUGUGAUUUGGUUGCUAAACCAUCCAUGUCACCAUCUAGAACCAAUGUUCCAAAUACCAGUGAGGAUGAACAUUCACAUAGUCAUAAUAGGAGCGCAUCCACCUCUAGUGCAAUCUCAAAUGCUAAUCUCUCUCGAGAAACUUCAGGGGAAGCCAAUGAAGCUUCACAGUUGUCAACCAAUCUGACAGGUUAUGGCAGUGAUGCUGCUGGGGAGAGUAAAUCAGAGCCCUCGGCUGCCACUACCUCAACUACCAGCCGCAGAGAACCAGAGAUUCCAGCUAGACUAGCUGACUCAAGAUCUCGGGGUAAUACAAUUUGGCUCCGGCCAUCAGAGAGGUUUGCCACUAGAAUAACUGCAUCAUCUACCACUGAGACGAGGCCAGAUCUUUCUGCUAUUGAAGCACAAGUUCAGAAGGUGGUUGAGGAAUUGAAGAGCAGUUCACUCGAAACUUUAAGAGGUGCUACAGCUGAAUUGCGGCUAUUGGCCAAACAUAAUAUGGAUAACCGGAUAGUGAUUGCUCAAUGUGGGGCCAUUGUAUAUUUGGUUGAUUUGCUCCUCUCUGCAGACUCGAAGAUCCAGGAGAAUGCUGUUACAGCACUUCUAAACUUAUCCAUCAAUGAUAAUAAUAAAAGUGCCAUUGCUCAGGCCAAUGCAAUCGAGCCUCUGAUUCAUGUUCUUAAAACUGGGAGCCCGGAGGCGAAGGAGAACUCGGCGGCCACACUUUUUAGCCUCUCAGUGAUUGAAGAGAACAAGGUCAAAAUUGGAAGGUCUGGAGCAAUAGGACCGUUGGUUGAAUUGUUGGGUAAUGGAACUCCAAGGGGAAAGAAGGAUGCAGCUACAGCUUUGUUUAAUUUGUCAAUAUUCCAUGAGAACAAGGCUAGAAUUGUACAAGCUGGAGCUGUGAGGCAUCUUGUGGAGUUGAUGGACCCAGCAGCAGGAAUGGUUGACAAGGCUGUUGCUGUGUUGGCAAAUCUUGCCACGAUUCCUGAGGGUAGGUCUGCGAUUGGUCAGGAAGGUGGAAUUCCUGUUCUGGUCGAGGUCGUCGAGUUGGGUUCUGCAAGAGGAAAGGAAAAUGCGGCAGCAGCAUUGUUGCAGCUUUGCACAACAAGCAAUAGGCAUUGCAGUAUGGUGCUCCAAGAAGGAGCCGUGCCACCGCUAGUGGCGUUGUCACAAUCUGGCACUGCUAGAGCCAAAGAAAAGGCCCAAGCACUUCUUAGCCAUUUCAGAAGCCAGAGACAUGGUAAUUCAGGAAGAGGGUAAUUCUUUUAUUACAAUCUUAAAUGCCAUCUGAGGUCUUUGAGAAAGAUGUAUGUACAUCUGAUGUAUCAAAUAAUGCAUGUGAAGAAGGUGUUCAGUUGCUUGAUUUUUUGCACUGUACGUUCCCCAAAAGUUGGAAGGCAGAGUGAAACAUUGGAAAAGGAAAAAAAAUUACUUCAGAUUGGAUUAGAUUCUGUAAAAUAUUCUAUUCUAGUUGGUGAUUUAAUUUAUAUUUGUAA
Messenger RNA from Momordica charantia (bitter melon), 3248 nucleotides. Its product is annotated as U-box domain-containing protein 4. The record is from RefSeq and is a predicted model, not a curated record. Gene Ontology annotation, molecular function: protein binding; ubiquitin-protein transferase activity. Gene Ontology annotation, biological process: protein ubiquitination. Lineage: Eukaryota; Viridiplantae; Streptophyta; Magnoliopsida; Cucurbitales; Cucurbitaceae.